Molecule: messenger RNA, 1515 nt
Organism: Aspergillus mulundensis
Lineage: Eukaryota; Fungi; Ascomycota; Eurotiomycetes; Eurotiales; Aspergillaceae
Product: glycosyltransferase family 20 protein
Exons: 5
Coding region: 1-1515 (504 amino acids)
Biological process (GO): cellular response to heat; trehalose biosynthetic process
Cellular component (GO): alpha,alpha-trehalose-phosphate synthase complex (UDP-forming); cytosol
Molecular function (GO): alpha,alpha-trehalose-phosphate synthase (UDP-forming) activity
Source: RefSeq, a predicted model, not a curated record
AUGCCCAGCGUUGAGGACUCCACCCAAAAUGAAUCGAGACUUCUUCUCGUUUCGAAUAGGUUACCCAUCACCAUCAAGAGAUCAGAAGAUGGAAAAUAUGACUUUUCAAUGUCGUCCGGUGGCCUGGUUAGUGGCCUGAGUGGCUUAUCGAAAACCACGACCUUCCAAUGGUACGGCUGGCCCGGUUUGGAGGUUCCAGAAGAAGAGAUCCCGACAUUGAAGAACCGGUUAAAGGAGGAAUAUAACGCUGUCCCGGUGUUCAUCGAUGACGAACUUGCGGACAGACAUUACAACGGAUUUUCCAAUUCUAUCCUCUGGCCCCUUUUCCAUUACCAUCCCGGUGAGAUCACGUUCGACGAGUCUGCUUGGGAGGCAUACAAGGAGGCAAACCGCCUAUUCGCACGGGCCGUCGCAAGCCAGGUUCAGGAUGGCGACUUGAUUUGGGUCCACGACUACCAUCUGAUGCUCCUUCCGGAGAUGCUCCGGGAAGAGAUCGGAAACACCAAGAAGAACAUUAAGAUCGGAUUUUUCCUCCAUACCCCAUUCCCCAGCAGUGAAAUCUACCGAAUUCUGCCGGUCCGAAACGAGCUGUUGCUUGGACUUCUCCACUGCGACCUCAUCGGUUUCCACACUUACGACUACACGAGGCAUUUCCUCAGCGCUUGCUCACGGCUGCUGGGCCUGCCAACUACUCCUAAUGGGAUAGAGUUCCAAGGCAAGAUAGUCGCCUGCGGUGCUUUCCCUAUUGGUAUUGACCCAGAGAAGUUCAAGGAGGGCUUGAAGAAGGAAAAGGUCCAGAAGCGAAUCGCAACGUUGGAACAGAAGUUUCAGGGCGUGAAGCUCAUGGUGGGUGUUGACCGGUUGGAUUAUAUCAAGGGUGUUCCUCAGAAGCUACAUGCUCUUGAGGUGUUCCUGAGCGAUCAUCCCGAGUGGGUGGGCAAGGUGGUCCUUGUGCAAGUUGCCGUUCCCAGUCGUCAGGAUGUGGAGGAAUACCAAAAUCUGAGAGCCGUCGUGAACGAACUUGUAGGAAGAAUUAACGGGAAAUUUGGAACUGUUGAAUUUAUGCCCAUCCAUUUCCUCCACAAGUCGGUCAACUUUGAUGAACUCAUUGCCCUCUACGCUGUAUCGGACGCUUGCGUUGUCUCUUCCACUCGAGAUGGUAUGAACCUCGUUUCGUACGAGUACAUUGCCACCCAGGAGAAACGUCACGGCUCGAUGGUGCUCUCUGAGUUUGCCGGUGCCGCCCAGAGUCUCAACGGAAGCAUAGUCGUCAACCCUUGGAAUACUGAGGAGCUUGCAGCGGCCUACCACGAGGCAGUCACAAUGAGCGACGAGCAGCGAGCCCUCAACUUUUCGAAGCUGGAUAAAUACGUCAACAAGUACACAAGUGCCUUCUGGGGCCAAUCAUUCGUCACCGAAUUGAAGAGAAUUUCGGCGCAAGCCGCGGGGAAACUCCCCACCAAAGACACGCAGGUAAACGGAGAAACUAAUGGGCCGGAGACUUCGUCGCAAUAG